AUGAGCAGGUCAAGAAGUUAUCGACUUCCUAAGACGCAUAUCCAUGACUUAACACUGGUUUUGAUUCCAGAGCAUGGUGUUCUGAGACUAUGUCCGAAGGCACAAUUAAAUAAGGAAAGGAAGGAUAGAGAAUUUUGUCUUUCUGAGAAAUUAAGACACCAACCAUUAGAGAAAGUUUUGGAAGGAGCCAAAAUAUCGGUCAACGAAGUUCUUAAAUAUGAGUUGAAGGACAGUGACUUUUCAGAUGAUAGACAGUACCAUCGUACUUAUUUAGUUAGGCCUGGUUUAUCGGCCAAAAGGUUCCUCGUUCAGUGGGUACGUCAGUUAAGCGAAGACGAGCUUAUCAGAAUUUUUAGCAAGAAGGAUGCAAUUCAACGACGACCGUUGUCUUCAUUUCUAAAUUAUGGUCAUUUGGAAGAUGUGGAUUUCACACUUAAUGAAGAUAUUAAGAAUGGACUUAAAUUACGUCGUUCCUUAAGUGUUCCAGCAGAAAUCUGGUUUACCGAGUCUGAUGAAGCAGAUGAUAUAGAAGAUGUUUCCCCCGAGUAUUUAUUCGAGUCCGUUGUCCCGCCGAACAGUACACAACCAACUGAUUAUUCAUUUUGUAUGGAACCACAAAACCUUAGAUACGAGACAACUCAUUCCCUCGAUGAGCUGAUUAGCGAUGUAAAUGAAAAUGAAUUGUUAGCAUUCAGUUCUUAUGAUCCAGAUCAAUUUAUUCAAACACAGAAUACUGAUAACAAUAAUACAAUUGAAAAUGAAAAACAUAUUAAUUUAAAUAUAACUAAACAGAAUCAAGAAAAUUCAGUAGUAAAUAUAAAUAAAGAUAAACUGAUCAGUUCAGAGAUAAAAGAUGAAAUCCAAUAUUCAAAUGAUAACAUUGUCAAUGAAAUUCCUACAACAAUAAUUAAAAGUGAUUCAAAUGUUGUCAAUGAGUCACCCAUGUUUGAUGAUGACGAUGUAUUUUUGAAUGGAUCCAAUGAUGAUGAUGAUGAUGCAAACAAUGAAAUUCGUAUUGAACAUGACGAUUAUCAAUAUGAAACGGAGAGUAAUCGAAAUGAAUCGAUCGAACAAGAAGAAAAUAUUCCUUUUAAUAUAAAUGAAGAAGGAAAUGCAUUAUCAAGAAAUAAAACAUUACCGAUUAUAAAAAGAAAAUCUAAAAAAACAUCUAGUAUUAAUCCGAAUCAAGUUCAUGUACGUGGAAAGAGAUUCAAAUCGGACAGUGAUUCUACGAUAUUAGAAGAAUCUACACUCAAAUUGCCACCAAUAAUUUCAAAAUAUCCAAAUCAACAAUCAUUUAUUCAAAUGAAUGAAAGUGCCGAGAAAGGAAACAACAAAUUAAAACAAAAUUCUAGCGAUAAUAAUAAUAUGAACAAUAAUGAUGUUGAUGAUGACGAUGAUAAUAGAAGUGAAGAAAAUGUAUUCACUGGUAUUGAACAUAGUUUAUCGUUUAAUACACCAGUUAAAGUCUCAAUGGAGUCCGUGGACAAAUUACCAUUUAUAACGGAUUCCAAUGAAAAUAAAAUUACAAUGUCAACAUUAAAUAUUUUUAAUCACGAUGCGCAUUCCGACGAUUGUGCUUGUCUUGAUGACGACUUGAACAGACCAUUGAAAAAUGACGAUGAUAACAUUUUACUAAGACCAGACAAUUCUGCGAAUGAUAAACGACACAGUAUUAUUAUUAAUCUUGAACCAAUCCUUCCAAUAAUUGAAACCAACAAUAACUCAAUGGGUUAUUGGCCUAAUAAAACGGCACGUAUUGACAAAGAUGCACAAUUUGCUUUUGUUCCAAUCAAUCAAUCUGAUGUACCACUGAAUUCAGCAAAUGAACCAACUGGGAGAAGACCGACUGAGCUGAAAUCUGAACGUUCAACUAUCAGAAAGCAACCGAUUGGUCAAAUAUCACAAACAAAUUCCUAUAGUUUAGGAUUAACAGUGAUAGAUUCAUUAAAAAAAGUACAAAAAGCUGUUAAAGACAAUGUUCCAAUGCACAAUCCACCAAUAAAAAGACACAUAAAACCGCGACCUAAUCCUGAUGAUUUUUGUAUGACGAUGUGGAGUUAUCAAGAAAUAAAACACGAAGAAGUUCCACUUCCUGAAUUACUCGAAAUCCUUCUAUCAGGGAAAUCAGAUUUAAUUUCAAAAAGAGUUUUUGGUGAAAUUCAACCACAUCGUAAUUUAGCUCAAGAAUUAAGAACUGCUAUCGAGACAAUUUAUCGUGUCUUACCAAAAUCGCAUGCAUUUGGUAGUAUAGCUAAUUUAAUUGGAAUACGACCAGGUUAUAAACUAGAAACACAAAUAUUAAAACAUGGUUAUACACAAAAAGAAUACAAAAAUAUACUUAUUAAAACACUUAGAGAUGCAUUUAAGCAUAGUACACUGCAACAAGUGAUGUCGAUUCAACAAAAUUAUGAUUUAGAAAAGUUAAUUAUACAAAUUGCUGAAGUAUGCAGUAUAGUAGCGACAGAAUUAAUAGGAUCAGAUACAGCAAAACCUGGUAAACAUUUUACAGGUUUAAACUUGGAAACACUAAUCAUGAAUCUGGUCAAAGGGGCUAUUUAUGACACUCCACUUGCUAAUCGUGGCGUUUUAAGUGGAUUAUUAGCUGCAGCUGGAGGUGGGAUCGAAGCUUUACUGGGUUUGAUUGGAUCGGUCGGUGGUGGUGUUGAAGGAUUAGCUAGGCUACUAGCUUCAGGUGCUAAUCCAUCUGAAGCUUUAGGUGAAUUAUUAAAAGGUCUCGAUGAUGAUCCACUAAAUGCUUUAAAACAACUUGCCGACGCUAUGGGUGGAGGUGUAGAUGGAAUUAAAAAUAUAUUGAAUGCACUAGGUGGUGAUAAACAAACAGCUUUAAAAGAACUAAUCAAACAAGUUGGCGGUGGCGCUGAAGGAAUUAAAAAUCUAUUCGAAGCUGCUGGUGGUAUCAAAGAAUUAAUGGAAAGUUUAUUUGGUGAAGGUUCAGAAGGAUUAGCUGGCUUAAUAGCAGCUGCUGGAGGUGAAUUAGAAGAAUUAGGCGGUGAUCAUGUAACUGGAUUGAAAAAUCUUUUAACUGCUAUCGGUGGAGAUAAUGUAGCUGAUGCCUUGUCUACUCUCAUAAAAGCUGCUGGUGGUGUAAAAGAUGGGUUAUCCACUUUAUUACAAGAAUCUGGCGGUGGUCUCAAAGGUUUGGAGAAUUUACUUGAAGCUAUUGGCGGUGGUGUUGUAGGGUUGAAAAAUUUAUUGGAAGCAACGGGUGAUGAUCCAACUGAAGCAUUGGCUAACAUUUUAGCUGCCGCUGGUGGUGGAAUAGAUGGUUUAAAGAAUCUAUUGGAAGCUAUAGGUGGUGGUGCUGAGGGAUUGAAAAGUUUGUUGAAUGUAAUGGGCGAUAAUCCAAACGAAGCUUUAUCUAAUAUUCUAAAAGCUUCUGGUGGAGGUAGUGAAGCCUUAAAAAACUUACUUGAGUCGAUCGGCGGAGGAGUUGAAGGCUUACAAACACUUUUACAGGCAUUAGGAGGUGAUCCUACACAAGCUUUAGCCAAUUUAAUCGCUUCUGUUGGCGGAGGAGAAGAAGGUUUGAGGAAUUUCAUUGAAGCAGUUGGUGGCGGUGCUUCUGGACUGACCAAUCUUUUAAAAUCUUUGGGUGGUUCUACCAAAGAAGCUUUAGAAGCUUUGCUAACUGCUUCAGGUGGAGGAAUAGAGGGUUUGAAAAAUUUAGUGUCUGCAGCUGGUGGAGGAGCGGAAGGCUUGAAAAAUAUCAUAGAAGCUGCUGGAGGUGGUUUAGAAGGAUUAAAAAACCUGUUAUCUUCACUUGGAGAUGAACCAGUUGAGUCGUUGAGAUCGCUAUUGUCAAAUAUUGGAGGCGGUGUUGCAAAUCUAAUUACAGCUUCUGGGGGCGGUGCAUCUGGUUUAAAAAAUCUGUUUGAUGCAGUUGGUGGAGGUGUAAAAGGUUUAACCAAUUUAUUGAGUGCGUUAGGUAGUGAUAUGAAUGAAGCACUAAUUAACCUACUUAACGUAACUGGUAACCAAGAAGAAGAUUUCAAGAAUUUGAUUGAAGCAUUAGGUGGUGGUGUUGAAGGUCUUGACAAUUUAUUCAAAGUUAUCGGUGACAAAGUUGGCAUUGAAGGUUUAUUAAAAACAUUAGGUGGUGGAGCUAAAGGUUUAGCAACUUUGUUGAAUUCAUUUGGUGAAAAUGGCAAUAAAGAAGAAAUAAUAAGAAAAUUAAUAGAAAUGUCUGGUGGGGGUGUAGAAGGACUAGCUGCUUUAUUAAAAUCUUCUGGUGGCAGUAUAGAUUCUAUUAAAGAAAUCUUGAAUGCAUUUGGUGGUGGACAUGAAGCAUUAGCUAAAUUACUGGCAUCAUGUGGUGAUAAUCCAGCAGAAGCAUUAAAAGUCCUGUUAGAAAUGUUAGGUGGUGAUGAAAACGCAUUACGAAAUCUAUUAUUAGCCAGUGGACUUGAUCCAAAUGAUCCAACUGCUUUGAAACUACUUUUUGAAUCAUUAGGUGGAGCUGAUGUAGGUCUCACAAUUUUAGUUAAUGCUAUGGGUGGUGGUGAAGAAGGAAUGAAGAAAUUGUUGAAAACACUUGGUGAUGAUGGACUUGCCAAUCUUAUCACAGCAGCUGGUGGUGGAGAAAAUGGAAUGGAAGCUUUAAUUAAAGCUAUAGGUGGUAAAGGUGUUGAAGGUUUGACAGCGUUCAUUAAUCUAUUAGGUGGAAAAGAAUAUGGUCUAGCCACUUUAAUUGCAGCUGCUGGUGGUGGACAGGUUGGAUUAGCCGCAUUACUUAAAGCCGCUGGAAAGUUUUCUGAAGAUGGAGAUGGUUUAGCGGCGUUGAUUGCAGCAGUUGGUGGUGGUGCUGAAGGUUUAGAAGUAUUAAUAAAUGCGGCUGGUGGGGAUGAAGAUGGAUUGAAUAACUUAUUACAAGCAGCUGGUGCAACAGACUCUGAAUCUAAAGCUAAUAUUUUAAAAACUUUGAUUACUGCUGGAGGUGGAGGUCAAGAAGGUUUCAAUAAUCUUCUAAAAAUACUUACUCGAGGUAAACAUAAAAAACCAAUAGAUGGAUUGUCGAAUUUAUUAAAAGUACUUGGAAAUAAUCCAGAUACAUUAGGAAUUCUUUUAGAAGCGAUUGGUGGUAGUUCAGAUGGAUUGGCGGAUAUACUGGCAGCGGCCGGGGGAGGUGCAGAAGCCUUACAACUCUUGAUUAAUGCAGCAGGUGGUGGUGCUGAAGGUUUAGUUAAUUUAUUAGCUGCAGCUAAACUUGACAGUCUACAACAAUUAGCAGAUGUUUUAGCUGCCGCAGGUCUUAGUGAUGAUCUUGUUUCAGCUGCUAGAUCGGGUAAUUUAUCGGAAUUUUCAGAGUUAGUAGCCCAUAAUGCAGCAGAAGAGAAUUAUAUGAGAACAAGAAGUGGUAAAACGAAAGAACUGUGUAGAGAAGAAAAAGAAUGGCUUCGUACACGUCCAACUGGCCCUAUCAAUUUCUUUCGUAAACUUACAACUACAAAACAAACUUAUAGAAAAUGGAAAAAAUUAACUGAAAUGGCUUUUGCAGCACAGAAAGAAGUAGAUUUGACUGUUCUACCGGAAUUUUCUCAGUCAACUAUUGAAUCAUCACUACUUCAUCUUCAUCCAUAUCGACAAUGUAAUCAAGAGCAGUUAAACAAGUUUGCAACUCAAUUAAAUUCUAAUAUUUUAAAGUCUCUUAAAACACAAAUGAUACGGUUAGACAAAAAAAUUGAUUCUGAUUUAAAAGAAACAGAUUUAUUCAACGAAAAUCAAUGUCUUGAAGAACAACGUCUUAGACAAGAAAAAGAAGAAGACGGAAAUCAAACAUUUGAUUUAACAAAAAGUCAAUUAUUUGGUGAAGAAGAACGUCAAAACGAAGAAGAGUUGUUAUUGGAAAGCAAAAGAUUAAUAGAAGCAUUUGAAAAUCACGUUAAUAUGCGUAAAAAGCUCAGAGAUGAAGAAAUCUUAGCUAAAUAUAAAAAUAAAGAUGAAUUAGUUAUUCCUGAACUAGAAGGCUUUCAACAUACUUCUGAUAAGGUUGAUCUUCAUGAAUUAAAACUUGAAGAAGUAUUGACUGAAGUUACAGAUGAAGAAGAAGAAGAAGAAGACAACGAAGUUGAAGAAACGCGUGAAGACAUACGCAAAUCAACAAGAGUGCAAUCACCACUUCUAAUAGUACAUGAUUUAUUACGUGAGAGUAUAGGUCUGGAACGAAAUUUAAAGAUUACUCCCGCUUUCGUGUGGUCAUACUUUGAGUUACUCAGAAAAAUGGAUAAAAGGCUUCAAUUAACAGGUUCUGCUGAUCCAGGAGAUGAUAAUAGAAUGAAUUCAUCACUGGAUGUUAUUGUUUGA
This is a messenger RNA of Schistosoma mattheei, 6324 nucleotides long. The record is from the annotation of a GenBank genome assembly. NCBI's taxonomy places the organism in Eukaryota, Metazoa, Platyhelminthes, Trematoda, Strigeidida, Schistosomatidae.